ACUGGCGCGGGUCACAUGCUCGCCGUCCGUCUCCUGGCGCUGCUUUGGAGUCGAACCGAACCUAACCGAGACAUUCCUUUUCCUCUGUUUGCAGUAUGCAUCGGCACGAACGGUCGCAUGUCGGUGCCGUCCAACCGGGAGCACCACUACCGCAACCUGCGCGACCGGUACACCAACUGCACCUACGUGGACGGCAACCUGGAGCUGACGUGGCUCCAGGACGAAGGGUUCGACCUGAGCUUCCUGCAGUACAUCCGCGAGGUGACGGGCUACGUGCUCAUCAGCCACGUGGACGUGCGGCGCAUCGUCCUGCCGCGGCUGCAAAUCAUCCGCGGCCGAACCACCUUCAAGGUCAACAUCCAGGAGGAGGAGUUCGCGCUGUUCGUCACCCUGUCAAAGAUGCACACGCUGGAGAUGCCCGCGCUCAGAGAUAUUUUGAGCGGAAGCGUGGGCAUGUUCAACAACUACAACCUGUGCCACAUUCGGACUAUCAACUGGGAUGAGAUUAUCACGGGACACAACGCCAAAUACACCUACGUGUACAACUUCACGUCGCCGGAGCGGGAGUGUCCUGCUUGCCACGCCAACUGCACCGCCGGCUGCUGGGGAGAGGGCGUCGAGAACUGCCAGCAGUUUUCAAAGACCAACUGCAGCCCGCAGUGCUGGCAGGGCCGGUGCUUCGGCCCGGAGCCCCGGCAGUGUUGCCACCUCUUCUGUGCCGGAGGCUGCACCGGUCCCAAGCAGAGCGACUGUCUGGCGUGUCGGAACUUCUACGACGACGGCGUGUGCACGCAAGAGUGCCCGGCCAUGCAGCGCUACAACCCCGUCAAGUACCGGUGGGAGACCAACCCCCACGGCAAGUACGCCUACGGGGCGACGUGCGUCAAGAACUGCCCGGAGCACCUGCUCAAGGACAACGGCGCCUGCGUGCGGAGCUGCCCGCCGCAGAAGAAGGCUGUGAAUGGCGAGUGCGUGCCGUGCGGCGGCCCGUGCCCCAAGACGUGCGAGGGCGUGCAGACGGUACACGCCGGCAACAUAGAUGAUUUCCUCGGCUGUACCAUAAUUGAAGGCUCGCUCACCAUCCUGGACCAGUCCUUCAAGGGCUUCCAGAUGGUGUACUCCAACUACAGCUUCGGCCCACGCUACCCCAUGAUGCACCCGGACCGCCUGGAGGUGUUCAGCACGCUGAAGGAGGUGACGGGCUACGUCAACAUCCAGGGCUACCACGAGCAGUUUACCAACCUGUCCUACUUCCGGAACCUCGAGGUGAUCGGUGGCCGAGCGCUCACCGAGUACUUCGCGUCGCUCUACAUCGUCAAGACGUCCCUGCGCUCGCUCGGCCUGCGCUCCCUGCAGAAGGUGCACUCGGGCUCCAUCGCCAUCCUGGAGAACAAGAACCUGUGCUUCGCGCAGGGCGUGGACUGGAAACGCAUCAAGAAGUCGAGCGAGCACAACACGCUGCUGCAGAACAACAAGAAGGAGGAGGAGUGCAUCGCGGAGGGCUUGGUCUGCGACAAGCAGUGCUCGUCCGAGGGCUGCUGGGGCCCCGGGCCGACCAACUGCCUGUCGUGCGCCAAGUUCCAGUUCGAGGACACGUGCCUGCCGGACUGCGACACGGUCGGCGGCAUGUACCGCGCCGGCCAGGGGCUGUGCAAGCAGUGCCACGAGGAGUGCGACGGCACCUGCCGCGGCCCCGGCCCGGACAACUGCACGCGCUGCAAGAACGUGCGCGACGGCCCCUUCUGCAUCCGCACCUGCCCGAUCAGCAAGUACGCCGAGAACGGCGAGUGCAACCCGUGCCACGCCAACUGCGUGUACGGCUGCAGCGGCCCGGAGAACACCAUCGGCCCGACGGGCUGCACGUCGUGCGAGAAGGCCAUCAUCAACGGCGACGUGACGGUGGAGCGUUGCCUGCAGAAGAACGAGUCCUGCCCGGACGGCUACUACUACGAGUGGGUGGGGCCGCAGGAGCAGGGCCCGCUCAAGCCCCUGGCCGGCAAGGCCAUCUGCAGGAAGUGCCACCCGCGCUGCAAGAAGUGCACGGGCUACGGCUUCCACGAGCAGGUCUGCCAGGAGUGCACCAAGUUCAAGCGCGGCGAGCAGUGCGAGGACGAGUGCCUGCAGGACCACUUCGCCGUGCACGGGUCGCAGGAGUGCGUGGCGUGCCACCCCGAGUGCCGCGGCUGCCGCGGGCCCGAGGCGUCCGACUGCUUCAACUGCCGCAACUACAAGAUCUACCGCGACGGCGGCCAGCCCGGCGACAACUCCACCGCCUUCAACUGCACCGCCACCUGCCCGGCCGAGAUGCCGCACAAGAUCUUCCCGCAGGACAACCGCGGCCCGUACUGCUCCUCCGAGCAGACCAUCAGCAGCCCCGUGCACGACCCCGAGCCCACCUCGACCAUCCUCUUCAUCGUCGUGCUCGUCACCAUCACGCUGGCCAUCUUCGGCAUCAUCUUUGCCCUGUACUACGUGCGCAGGCGCUUCAAGGCCAAGGAGAACGCGGUGAAGAUGACCAUGGUGCUGACGGGGCUGGACGACAACGAGCCGCUGCGGCCCAGCGUCAAGCCGAACCUGGCCAAGCUGCGCAUCAUCAAGGAGGCCGAGAUGCGCAAGGGCGGGGUGCUGGGCUACGGCGCCUUCGGCACGGUGUACAAGGGCGUGUGGGUGCCCGAGGGCGAGAACAUCAAGAUACCCGUCGCCAUCAAAGUGUUGCGGGAAGGCACGGGCGCGAGCAGCAACAAGGACUUCCUGGAGGAGGCGUACAUCAUGGCCAGCGUGGAGCACCCCAACCUGCUGCAGCUGCUGGCCGUCUGUAUGACGUCCCAGAUGAUGCUGGUCACGCAGCUCAUGCCGCUCGGCUGCCUGCUGGACUACGUGCGCGCGCAUCGCGACCGCAUCGGCUCCAAGGCGCUCCUCAACUGGUGCACGCAGAUCGCCCGCGGCAUGGCCUACUUGGAGGAGCGGCGGCUGGUGCACCGGGACCUGGCGGCGCGCAACGUCCUGGUGCAGACCCCGCACUGCGUCAAGAUCACCGACUUCGGCCUCGCCAAGCUACUCGACAUCAACGAGGACGAGUACAAGGCGGCGGGCGGCAAGAUGCCCAUCAAGUGGCUGGCGCUGGAGUGCAUCCAGCAUCGGGUGUUCACGCACAAGAGCGACGUGUGGGCGUUCGGCGUCACCAUCUGGGAGCUGCUGACGUACGGCGGGAGGCCCUACGAGAGCGUGCCGGCGCGCGAUGUUCCCGAGCUGCUGGAGAAGGGCGAGAGGCUGCCGCAGCCUGCCAUCUGCACCAUCGACGUGUACAUGAUCAUGAUCAAGUGCUGGAUGCUGGACGCCGAGACCAGGCCGAGCUUCAAGGAGUUGUCGGACGAGUUCUGUAAGAUGGCGCGUGACCCGGGCCGGUACCUGGUCAUCCAGAGGGACCACCUGAUGCGGUUGCCACCUUACUCGUCGAGCGAGGCCAAGGACGACAUGAUCAGGUCACUGUCGUCGGGUAUCGAGGGACCAGAGGCGCUGGUCGAUGCUGACGAGUACCUCACGCCCAAGUCGCGGGGUCCCGUCCCUGUCCUGGGGCCGCUUGGCCCUGGUGGGCCGACUUCCAUCACCACUACCACGACGACUACCUCCACGUCCUCCAACAGUCCGCCCCGGACGCCCACCGUCAAGAACUGGCCCAUGGGCCACCUCUCCGCCGACUCGCCCACCCCGCAGAACCAGAGGAACUGGGAGCUGCUGAGGUACGCGGCCGCCAUCCCCGGGCACCCGCUGGCCACGGCGGCGGCGCUCGUGGCGCGGCAGCAGCAGCAGCAGGGCAUCCCCACGCACCCCGAGCUGCACCGACGGCUGCAGCUGGGGCUCCAGGAUGCGCUGGCCGCCUAUGGUGCAGAGCAGCUAAAGCAGCAGAGAGACGACGCCUCCCGCGCGGAUGAAGACUGCUGUGACACUGGGGCGUCCAAGAGGGAGGCGCAGGUUGGCUCCCUCAAGCUGGACCUUCCGCUGGACGAGGACGACUACCUGAUGCCCUCGCCGCAGACCUCGCAGGGCCAAACCACCUACAUGGACCUGAUCGGGGACCCGUCCAAGAUGUCUGGAGAAAAUGGUGAAGCGAGAAACGGUGGCUUCAGGACGUAUCCAGACUUCCUCCAACUGCCGGGUGCGAACGGCGUCAAACCGACGAGCGUGGACAACCCGGAGUACCACCUCGUGAGCAACGAGCCGACGACGCCAGUCACGCCGUCGCCCUCCUCACAACCCUUAGGAAUUCCAAUCACCCAGCCAGAGCCGUCGGCGCCAGUCGGCGUCAUUGGCGUCACGGGCGUCGGUGCGGCGCCCGUCGGUGGACCGGUGUUUCUCGGACACCAGCCUCGGUCAUCUGAGGAAGAGUCGGACCACGAGUACUACAACGACUUAGACAGGUUGCAGCGGGAGCUGCAGCCUCUUAAACCUCUUCGAAGAAAUGAAACUACAGUGUGACGAAAGAGUGGUGCGGUGUUCGUGUAAGAAGGACUCUAAACGAGCGUCGAUCGCAACCCGCCCCAUAAUCCCGUUUCUAGUUUUCACGUUGAUUUUUUGUUGUUGUUAUUCUUGUUGUCGUCGUGCGUGUCCCGCAUCAAAGUGCAAUUAUUGUUGGAGUGAG
Messenger RNA from Frankliniella occidentalis (western flower thrips), 4639 nucleotides. It is a transcript of the gene Egfr, whose product is annotated as epidermal growth factor receptor. Gene Ontology annotation, molecular function: ATP binding; transmembrane receptor protein tyrosine kinase activity. The transcript is spliced from 7 exons. Gene Ontology annotation, cellular component: signaling receptor complex; basal plasma membrane. Gene Ontology annotation, biological process: multicellular organism development; cell surface receptor protein tyrosine kinase signaling pathway; positive regulation of kinase activity. The coding region runs from base 16 to 4476 and encodes 1486 amino acids. The record is from RefSeq and is a predicted model, not a curated record. Lineage: Eukaryota; Metazoa; Arthropoda; Insecta; Thysanoptera; Thripidae.